Volvox carteri f. nagariensis is the source of this 1653-nucleotide messenger RNA. RefSeq lists its product as uncharacterized. The coding region runs from base 1 to 1653 and encodes 550 amino acids. The transcript is spliced from 7 exons. The record is from RefSeq and is a predicted model, not a curated record. Lineage: Eukaryota; Viridiplantae; Chlorophyta; Chlorophyceae; Chlamydomonadales; Volvocaceae.
AUGGAUCUUAAACAUAGCUGCAAUGCUGCGGCGACGGCAUCGGCCCAAGUCGACUUCGUCGCCACAGUGCCAAAGCCAAAAUCCGCCCGAGCGACCAGCCGACAGCGAGCGAGCUCUUCGGGUGAAGACGAACUGGGCAUCCAUCUCAACUUUGAGUCUUCUUCCUCCAUCCCAGUAGCUACGACGUCAGGGACGUCUCCGCUGCGGCCGUGGUCAUUUACGGACGCGCCGAUAGGUCCCAAAGGAACCAUUUUUGGCUGGCAGACAGAGUGCCCGAAGUCAGCUACCUACGCUGCCGCAGGCGUCAUUCCCUUCGCCUAUCGCGAGGACGAGCAGGAGUUGUACGUGCUCAUGUCGUUCCAGCUUAGCGAUAGGAAUCCUAAGACUUCCCUGGUUUACACAUUUCUGGGCGGCAAGGUUGCGGGCGGCGAUAAGAAUAACCCAUGCCGUACAGCCGCACGGGAGGCCCAUGAGGAGACGCACCGGGUGUUGGACGAGCAACUCGUCCUCAAUGCGCUGCUUGGGAAGGUACCGGCGUACGGCAGCGGGUCGUCGGUGCGGAAAAGCGUGUCGCCGCGGGAUGCUUCAGCGGCGACAGCUGUGCCUUCACCUGCUCCCGUAACCCCUGCCUCUGCCGCUGCCUGUGACGCCAUACCUAUAGACGCAGCAGCCAAUGCUAGGGCCGAUGCAGCUGGGCGCUACACGGCCUUUGCGAUGCAUCUGCCCAAUGCCUGGCACCUGCCCGAGAUAUGCCAGAAGAGGAUCAUGGACAAACAGAAACACCCGCAGGCGAAGAAGGCGGAGGGCUUAGCGUGGGUCAGUCUGCGCCAGCUGGCGCUGCUGCGUGCGGGUAAAGACGUCAAGGAUGACGUGUCAGGCCGUACCGGUUCAGGCCACCAUUAUGUGUUGAUGCUGAUGCGCGCCGGUGGUCAGCCGGUCGGCGUGUUCAAAUGGUUGCAAAGCCUGGAGGCGCAUUUGCGGCACUGGCAUGGAUUGCCGGAGACAAAUGAUCAGCAAAAGCAGGUGACGAAAGCGGCAAGGGGGGAAGGCGCUGACUCGAAAAUGCGUGCCGGGGCCUCGGGAUCAGAAAGCGGAGGAGGACAAGAGCACGAUCUGGGGCUGGUGAAGCCGCGGGUGGUCCUAAACACAAAAGCGAAAGUCGGAAAGGACGCCCAGCAGCAUCAACAGCGGGCGUUCUACACCGUCUGGGCGAUUGAUGGCUCAUCUCAGCAGGUGCUGGUAAAGCAGGCACAACCCAAGCCGCCGCUGAGCUUGCUGCGCCUAGAGUCGAGUGCUGCACCAUCAGCAGUAGCAGCAAGGGUGGCCCCUUCGGGACUAGCCCAGCCGUCAGCUCUUCCGGCAUCGCUGCAGCCGCCGCAGCAAGUCGCUCCAUCUGCGGCCAUGACGCACCAGUCAGACGGGGACUCAGUUCCACUGCUGGCCCUCAACAGCCACAUGGACAUCCGCGUUCUCAGCCGCAGGAAAUACCCAUACCCGGCCCGUCGGUGCAACAGCCCCAACAACAGCAGCUCCGGCAGCAGCAGCAGCAGCAAGGCACGUCGGAUGUGGCAGCACAUGAAGGGACUUUCGACCAGGCUCUUCUUCGGGACAAGUGGCAGCAUCGCCACCGUCGGCCACAUCGGCUCGGGUUGA